GGUAGGUGCCAACCAAAUCCUUUUGAGCGACACUGUAGAAAUAGUUAAUGCCUUGUAAUUAUAAAACAUUGAAGGUUGAACUGAACAGUUGAGAGCAAAAAAAAAAAAAAAACCUUAAAAACUCAAGUGUCACGUGGUCUUUCAAAGCCUCACGUUCCUAAAUUAGUUUUGAGUUUUUGAACGAAAGAAAUAUUCUUGGUCGAUGAUGAACCAACACGGCUAUAAAGAAUGAGUCACUUGGACAGCAUAGAAUGGCAGCGAGGUGACACUUUUCUUCAAUAUUACAGCUAGCUAACUCUCUCUUCUUUCAGUACAGCACACACUCGGAACGAAAGACAGAGACACCGAUAUGGGAAGAACACCUCGCUCUUCCAAGGAUGGUCUAAACAGAGGAGCAUGGACUGCUGCCGAAGACAAAUUGCUCACUGAUUAUAUUUCCGUCCACGGUGAAGGUAAAUGGAGCAAUGUUGCCAAGAAAACAGGUUUAAAGAGAUGUGGAAAGAGCUGCAGGCUUCGCUGGUUGAAUUACUUGAGACCUGAUAUUAAGAGAGGAAACAUCUCAGAUGACGAAGAACUACUCAUUAUCAGGCUCCACAAGCUCUUAGGCAACAGAUGGUCUCUAAUAGCUGGGAGACUUCCAGGGCGAACAGAUAAUGAAAUAAAGAAUUAUUGGAACUCCAAUUUAUCCAAGAAAGCACAGGAAAUGCAACUAACCCUCCCUAAACUUGAUAAGAACCCGGUGGCAGUGAAACCUUGCGAUGAGGCCGUACCAUGCCCUAGUCGAAGUAUUGACCUGACUUGCACUAAUGGGGUUGGUGCCACAGCACUGCAUGAACCUGAAGUUAAUACUGGGAUCUAUGGAACUGAUCAAUCGAGUGACCUAUCACCAUCAUGGGCAUCCGGGGAUGACAUUUCAUCCGACUUCCUAUUGGAUUUUGAUGUGGAAGAUCUCUGUCAGAUUCUUGAUUCCGGCCUCCCCGCCAAGGAUACCGACUAUGCAAUUAACAGUGCCAGAGAAGGAGAUAGUGAUGUCAAUAUAAAUGGAAUGCUGAAGAGUGAUGUAUCAGAUCGGUUUCCAGAGGAGAACUGGGAUAGAGACGAAUCCGUACAAACCGAUGACUUGGAUUCAUCAGCUAUGAUGUCGCUGGUUUCUUUUCUUGAUUCGGGAGUGGACUGGUCCGGGAUGGCCUAGAGUAUAUACUAAUACUAAUACUACUACUUGUCUGCUCCUACAGCUUGAUGAUAUAUGUGUGCGCAGUUUCAUCAUUCUUCCUUCUUAAUAAGAUGACCCUUUAUAUGGGAGUGAAUCCCAACCAUGCUUGUAUAAAAACAAUUCUUCAGGUUAACAUAUUUCACUUUAAUUUUUCACAA
Messenger RNA from Ricinus communis (castor bean), 1371 nucleotides. RefSeq names its product transcription factor MYB1. The record is from RefSeq and is a predicted model, not a curated record. The coding region runs from base 350 to 1192 and encodes 280 amino acids. Lineage: Eukaryota; Viridiplantae; Streptophyta; Magnoliopsida; Malpighiales; Euphorbiaceae. The transcript has 3 exons.